This is a messenger RNA of Papilio polytes (common Mormon), 497 nucleotides long. Its product is annotated as cuticle protein 19-like. The transcript has 4 exons. NCBI's taxonomy places the organism in Eukaryota, Metazoa, Arthropoda, Insecta, Lepidoptera, Papilionidae. Gene Ontology annotation, cellular component: extracellular matrix. The record is from RefSeq and is a predicted model, not a curated record.
AUGAGCGCCUACGCUAUUUUAAGCAGCAAACAUGUAUGUUUGUUAUAUUAGGUGAUCGCUGCCGCUACCGUCCUCGCUUUGGCAUCUGGACAGCACAAUGGCUAUGGAUACGGUCACGGCCACGCGCAGUCUUCACAAAGCAUUGUACUGCACCAGAACCACGGACAGAUCCACAGAGCGCCCGCUGUGGUUCUGCAACACCAGCCCUCUCACUAUACUGGACAUUAUGACAACCACCAGGACUACUAUGCGGCACCUCACUACGCCUUCGAGUACUCGGUAGCUGACCACCACACCGGUGACAUCAAGUCCCAGCACGAGACACGCGAAGGCGAUGUGGUGCAGGGAGCUUACAGCCUGCACGAGUCUGAUGGUACAGUCAGGACUGUGCAGUAUACCGCUGACGCGCAUAAUGGAUUUAACGCCGUUGUACACCGUGAGGGUCAUGCUGCUCAUGCCGUACCAGUGCAACGACACUAUUAAUCAUAGAAUUGUUC